CCCGCCCCCUCCGAUAACUGGCCCGGGAAGUAAAGGGAGAAAGGCAGGGGCGUUGUCAUGGUAACCACGGAAGCUGGCGGGAAGGGUCGGCUUGAUCCGAAUCUAAACGAGCCUCGAACCCGGAAAAAAGACGUCACAGGGCAGGGGCGGGGCGGCUGCUCUUUUUGCGCGGGAAAUUGGGAGCGGCUGCUGGUGGUGCCAGACGCGAUUGCAGGAGGCGGCUGGUCAGAGGAGCCUGCGGGGUUUACUUGAAGAAAAUGCAGUUUUCUGGAAGAGGUAGAAGGAAGUUGAAGUUGGCAAACACCAGCCAAGUUCUUUAUCCACUUAGUGUUCACUUCUAUGCAGAACCUCCUACUGAGAAUAUCUCUCUAAUAGAAUUUGAAACUUUUGCUGUUGACAGACUUAAAUUGCUCAAAACAGUUGAAAAUCUUGGUGUGAGUUACGUAAAAGGUACUCCUAACUACAAGCAGAAACUGGAAUUGGAACUUAAGCAUCUUAAAUUUCCCUUUCAUGCUUUGGCUGAGGAGGAACAUGAGGCAAGAAGAAAAGAUCAUAUUUCACACUUCAUACUGCGCCUUGCCUUCUGUCAGUCGGAGGAACUUCGUCGGUGGUUUAUCCAACAAGAAAUGGAUCUUUUCCGGUAUAGAUUUACUCAGCUAAAUGACUCAUUGAUUGAAAAGUUCCUUCAGUAUGCCAAUUUGGCAUAUGAUAUUAUCCCAGAAUCUGAGAAGGAGGACAUUGAAGAUAAGUUACUACAUGCAACUCAUAACUUUGGUCCCUCUGAUGUAAAAAAAAAUGUCUUCUAUAGGGUUCCUUUCUGUGAUGCUGUGGAUUUAGUUCGUGUAAGACAAGUUUACUUUCAUGGUGGUUACGCCUAUGUGCCUCUGCAGGAUUUUCUUGCCAUUGUCUUGAACAGUUACAGAACCAAACUGUCGAAAGCCCUGGCACUAACAGCACGAUCUUUGCCCAUCAUACAAACGGAUGAGAGACUCCAGCCUCUGCUUAAUCACCUCAGCCAUGCAUAUGUUGGUCCAGAUUACAGCAUUCAAAAAAAUACAGGGAAAAUUUCAUUAGAACACAUUGAUGCUCUUUCGGUUAAAUCAUUUCCUCUCUGCAUGCGCCAGCUGCACAAAGCUCUGCGUGAUAACCAUCAUCUCCGUCAUGGAGGCCGUAUGCAAUAUGGCUUGUUUCUAAAGGGCAUUGGUUUAACAUUAGAACAAGCUCUGCAGUUCUGGAAGUCGGAAUUUAUCAAAGGAAAAAUAGAUGCAGACAAGUUUGACAAAGGGUAUGCUUACAGCAUCCGGCAUAGUUAUGGAAAAGAAGGCAAGAGAACUGAUUAUACUCCAUUCAGCUGCAUGAAAAUUAUCCUGUCCAAUCCACCAGGCCAAGGGGAUUAUCAUGGAUGCCCAUUCCGCCACAGCGACCCUGACCUCCUGAAGCAGAAGCUGCAAUCAUAUAAAGUCCCUCCCACUGGGGUCAGUCAGAUUUUGGACCUUGUAAAAGGUAUGCAUUACCAGCUGGCCUGUCAGAAAUACUUUGAAGUGACACAUAAUGUUGAUGAUAUUGGCUUCCCUUUGAACCAUCCAAAUCAGUAUUUUGCAGAGAGUCAGCAGCUACUCAGUGGCAUCAAGGAAAUAAAAAAAGAACAAAAGCAACCUGAAAGCUCCCUGCCAAAGCAGAACAGCCAGAAAAGUUUAAACAGCACCUCCUCUUCUUUAAAUGCAACAGAAGAAAUGGAACUGGAAGGACUGGAGGAGUAUUUUGCUGAAGAUUAAGGAGCCUUACUUCCCCUUUAUACCGUAUUUUUUCUGUUUCUGUCUGUGUUUUCAAAGAGAUCUCUUAAGAUUGAGGAGUGACCACCAUGAUGAGUAUAGAUUUGUUGCAUUCUACAUGAAAAGGAAAAUGGGGAGACGUUGUAGUGCAUGUUAACUUAGAAACUUGUGCAUCUAGUCUGAAAAGCAACCAUCCCUUGUGACAAUGAAAUGACUCAGUGGUAUACAAGAGGGUGUGCUACAGCAGUUUGUAUUACAUUUUCCCUUUCUUUUUUCAGUUUUGUUUUUUUAGACAGACAUUUGAGUUUACUGCUGUAGAGUCUUUUGUUUCUCCAUUAUUUUUCUUAAUAAACAUUCUGAAAUGUAGACCGGUGCAAAUUACUUUGUCAUUUUCAGGUGAUGUCUGCUAAAUGCAAUAUAUAUAUAUAUAUAUAUAUAUAUAUAUCACAUCACAUAAUUGUUUUAUGAGUGAUUCCUAGAAGUAUGGAAAAGCUUUCUUGCUGUGAUUUCAAGUAUCAAAGGCUGCUGUUUGAAACUGCUAGGUUUUAAAUACAUUUUGUCAAAUCCAAUUACACUUAAUUGUGUAGACUGGUCACAGUCAGCAUAAUUAAAACUUAGGUUUCUAUCCAUUCUUAAAGUUCCAUUUAUGAUUCAUGCUGAAGUGUAGUAAGAAAGCUUUGUAUCCCAAAGCAUAAAACAGAAAUAAAAAUCUUCAACAAAAUGCUUAUAUAAAAAUGGUGGGGACUAUCCACUGUUAUAGAUCAUGAUACUUAGGAGAACACCUUAUAAUUACAGCAAAUUAAAAAUUUUAAAGAUAUAAUUUGCAUCUCGUAACAGUGGCUGUAUAAAACCUGUGAAAUCUCUUAUUUCAGGAGUGAUUUGCUUGGUGGAUAUGAAGUUAGAUUGCUGCAUCAACAGAAUACAGUUAGGUCUAGGAAAUCAAGAAUGACAUUCAGAAUAACAGUUGAUUGAAAGGGAGUAUUAAAAACUACCUAGACUGUAGCCCUGUAAUCACGUAUCUCGGAAUAAGCCCACUGAAUUUAGUAAAACUUACUUUUGAGUAGACAUUUACAGGAUUACAUUGCAUGCUUCAGUGAAAAUCCUUUCUUGAUUGGAAGUACUUUGUUUCAAACGGCCUCUUAAAAAUCUUCCUUGACUACUGGUAUGUAUUUUCAGCAGGUUUUCACCUUUUAAUGUGAUGCUGUAGCAUUUAAUUAUAUUGCUUAAUUGCUUUUAUACUAUAGUAUUACUUUGCAGAAAAUGCUUCAGUGAGGCAACUAUAAAUGGAGACUUUUAAAGGCUGAAAUGGCUACCACUGUUUAUUCAGGGACAAUAUAUUUGCUGUUCUUCACAAUUCAUGGCAUUUCAAAAUUUGAAAGCAGUGAAUUCUGAAUGGGUAAUUCAAGUAAAUGCUUAAUUUAUUUUACCUGAAUAAAUCCUUUAUAAAUUA
This is a messenger RNA of Varanus komodoensis (Komodo dragon), 3222 nucleotides long. It is a transcript of the gene PRIM2, whose product is annotated as DNA primase subunit 2. Lineage: Eukaryota; Metazoa; Chordata; Lepidosauria; Squamata; Varanidae. The coding region runs from base 258 to 1775 and encodes 505 amino acids. The record is from RefSeq and is a predicted model, not a curated record. Gene Ontology annotation, cellular component: alpha DNA polymerase:primase complex. The transcript is spliced from 14 exons. Gene Ontology annotation, biological process: DNA replication, synthesis of primer.